CUACAAGCCGCAGAGAAUGGUAGAGAAUUUCAUGGCCGUAUUGGUCGCGUUGCAUCAGCGAGUGCAAUGUUCAUCUAUUUUCGGGCAUUUUGCAGUGGCGAAUGUCCUCUGACCGACCAGUGAUUUAUUGUUUGUAAAAUGGCCGAGCCAGAACAAAGGAGCAAAGAAAAUUGUACCGCGGGAUCGAAGGAAACGAUGGUGAAGCAAGAAAAGCGUGAGAACACGUUGACGAAUGGCGGGAAGGGAUCUGGCGAUGACGCGGACAGCCUCGAAGAACUGCCUCUCGAUAUAGGCGAACACUAUCUCGUUCGCAGAUCCGAUGAUUCCUGGCAUCCUGCAGAGAUUAUACAAACUCGGUAUAACGACAGCGAAGGUCACUACGAGUAUUAUGUACAUUACGAAGGACAUAAUAGAAGAUUGGAUGAAUGGGUGCAAAGGGACAGAAUCAUGUCCAGCAGGUUUGACAUGAGCGACAGAAGCUGGAAGAGCGGUGACAGAAACUCUAGCACUGAUUUAUUGGCGGACUCUACGGAUCGUAAAAUCACAAGGAAUCAGAAGAGGAUACACGAUGAAAUCAAUCAUGUACAAAAGACAUAUGCAGAAAUGGAUCCCACGACAGCAGCUUUAGAAAAGGAACACGAAGCUAUAACAAAAGUUAAAUAUAUUGACAAAAUUCAAAUUGGAAAGUACGAAAUCGAUACAUGGUACUUUAGCCCGUAUCCAGAAGAGUACGGCAAACAGCCUAAACUAUGGAUAUGCGAAUACUGCUUGAAAUACAUGCGUCUCGAGAAAACGUAUAGGUAUCACAUGAGCGAAUGUACUCACAGGCAGCCAGUCGGGAAAGAAAUAUAUCGCAAAGGCACAUUGAGCAUCUGGGAAGUCGACGGCAGAGAGCAUAAAAUCUACUGUCAAAAUUUAUGCUUAUUGGCAAAAUUAUUCUUAGAUCACAAAACUCUAUAUUUCGAUGUAGAACCAUUUCUUUUUUAUAUUCUCUGCGAAGUUGAUAAACACGGAGCUCAUUUGGUUGGCUACUUUUCAAAGGAGAAAGAAUCACCCGACGGCAACAAUGUCGCUUGUAUAUUAACUUUACCACCGUUUCAAAGACAAGGCUAUGGAAAACUUCUGAUAGCUUUCAGCUACGAACUGAGCAGAAUAGAACAGGCAGUUGGUAGUCCCGAAAAACCAUUAAGCGACUUAGGAAAGUUAUCGUACAGAAGCUACUGGAGCUGGAUUCUUUUAGAAAUCUUAAGAGAUUUUCGUGGCACCCUUAGCAUUAAAGACUUGAGUCAGAUGACGAGUAUUUCGCAGACGGACAUCAUAUCGACGUUGCAGAGCAUGAAUAUGGUUAAAUAUUGGAAGGGGCAGCAUGUGAUCUGCGUGACACCCAAACUAGUCGAAGAACACAUUAAAAGUAGCCAGUACAAGAGACCACGGCUGACAGUGGACAGCAGCGCGCUUAGAUGGGGAGCACCGCCACGAAAAAACGUGAAACCUGGCAAGAAGUAGUGGAAAGCAGAUGGAAACUGAAUGAUCUUUGCUACCGUGAUAUUCACGACUUAACACAUUUAACCAAACUUGAAAAACGGCUUUCCGCGAUAGUUUGGAAAAUGGUCUCGAAUUUGUUAUACAUCUUAUCCGUGAUGCAUUACAGUCUCUACUAAAUACGCACUGUAUGCGCGAGUCUCGGUAUUUGUUCAGAAGAUGACACGGAUGAACAUGUUUUAGCUUCGUUAAUCUUUCGGAGUGUAGGGACGACGAGAGAUAUUUCAAGGUUUCCCUUACACUUCUGCUUUUUCUGGAAACAUUCUGAAAAAGGAGCGGAGCGACGCAAUGAAAUACCAUGUAUUCGUUUGACAAUGAAGGAAGCGCUUUAGUUACGUUCAAGAUUCGUCGACUUUAACGCGCAACCAUGCAUCGUGUUGCACAUAAAAAUUACCAUAAUUAUACCACCCAGUAUUAGCGCGUAUUAACGACUUUCUUGUAAAUUCGUUAAUAAUAAAUCGCAUAUAUUCACGAACAA
Hylaeus anthracinus is the source of this 2020-nucleotide messenger RNA. RefSeq names its product histone acetyltransferase KAT8-like (gene mof). NCBI's taxonomy places the organism in Eukaryota, Metazoa, Arthropoda, Insecta, Hymenoptera, Colletidae. Gene Ontology annotation, molecular function: histone acetyltransferase activity. The transcript has 7 exons. The record is from RefSeq and is a predicted model, not a curated record. Bases 139 to 1506 code for a protein of 455 amino acids. Gene Ontology annotation, biological process: regulation of DNA-templated transcription.